Caenorhabditis remanei is the source of this 669-nucleotide messenger RNA. RefSeq lists its product as uncharacterized. The record is from RefSeq and is a predicted model, not a curated record. The transcript has 3 exons. NCBI's taxonomy places the organism in Eukaryota, Metazoa, Nematoda, Chromadorea, Rhabditida, Rhabditidae. The coding region runs from base 1 to 669 and encodes 222 amino acids.
AUGAACAAUUCGAUCGGAAUCGCACUUCUGCUCCUAUUCGCUUCUGCGCAAUCCGUCUCUGGCGUUAAACGGAACAGCCACAAUGUGCUGGACAUCCGUGAGCAGAUCAACGAGCUCAACAAGGCCAGACUUAAAGUGGCGAAACGAAAUGAAAUAGCAAACAUGCAAGAAGUGACUUUCGACCGAACUUUGGAGAGUAAAGUUAAAAAAAUGACUUGCGACGAGUUGACGUCUCCCGGCACGGACUAUGUCGUUUUCGGUUUGCUCGAGAUAUUAAGAGCUGUAAUAGCAUUGGAAUCGAAAACUGGGGGAGGAGAUCUCAUGAAAUCUCCACUGUUCCACCCGCUUCAAACCAAGGUUGCUUGCGCAAACCUCGCUACAAUGUGCGAUGGCAAAACAGGCAUGUGUCUCAUGGGACCCAAAAACUCCCCAGUUAAAGAGUCGGAUAUCAAGCGUGGAUCCCCUGGAACUGGAUGCUCUGGUGGUGAUGGAUCCAGUGGAUUGUGUAUGGGCGGUGGUAGUGGUGGUGCUGUUGAGAAUCAAUCAGACAAGAAGUCAGGAGACGGUGAUGUGGAGUCAAAAGGAUCGAAGGAUGGCGAAGAAGCUGCAUCCUCUGCAUCCACGCCAAUGGCUCUUUUGUCUCUUGCUUUCGGUUUUAUCAUGACAUAG